Messenger RNA from Panthera uncia (snow leopard), 5129 nucleotides. RefSeq names its product steroid sulfatase (gene STS). The record is from RefSeq and is a predicted model, not a curated record. The transcript is spliced from 12 exons. Lineage: Eukaryota; Metazoa; Chordata; Mammalia; Carnivora; Felidae. Gene Ontology annotation, molecular function: arylsulfatase activity.
CUUAUGCAUAUGACGUAUCAAGUGGGAUGAUACUUCAUAUUUUACAGCAUGAACGAUAGACUUAUACAUGAAUUGUUUUAAGGCAUAUGGUAGUUUUUGUCUAAAUGUCCUCAACUCAAAAAAAUAAGUAUGUUCUUCAGUAGAUUCAAAGUCAUCUUCAUAGAGUGUAGGAUUCUAUACCAGAAGUUGAAAAACUUUUCCUACCGAGGCCUGAUAGUGAACAUUUUCAGCAUCGCAGGCCAGACAAUCUCUUGUGCAGCUACUAAACUCUGUGCCAUAGCACAGAAGCAGCCACAGAUUAUAAGGAAGCGAAUGCAUGUGUCUGUGUUCUAAUAUCCUUUCGUUGUGGACUCUGAAAUGUCAAUUUAAUAUACUCUUCACGUUGUGCAAAACAUUCUUUUCUCAACCAUUUAAGAAUGUGAAUAACAUUCUUGUUUCACUAUAAAAACAGGUGGGGGACAGUCCUGCGAGCUGCAGUUUGCAAUCCAAGUGCUAUUUGGAAAAUAUUUAUUGACAGCUUACUACGGCACAUGAAUGGCCUCUGCUGUCUUGAUCCUUAGAGGCUGUGGGACGGACAGAUACCAAAUAAAAAGAAACCACAUAUAUAAGUUAUUGGAAAUAGUGAUAAAUGAUCUUCAAGGGAAACAAGAUACUAUGACAGUGAACCAUGGAGGGAUCUAUUUGCUUUGUAUUGGUAAUCAGGGGGGGGCUUCUCUGAGGUGGUGGCUAGUCAGCUGUGACGUAUAGCUAACCAGAGUUUGGGCAGAGAGUGGAAAGAAGAAACGUGUGGGAAGGGAGAUCCUCCCUGCAGGAAAGAGCAUGUUCCCCUGCAGUUUUUCACCAUGUGCUCAUUCAGUGUCUGACUCUUCUUCCUCUGAAUGAAUUCACAGGAUGAGCCUGGUGCCCCUCAUCCGUGUCUGCUGAGGGCCCCUCACAUCAGUGUGCCCGCACAUGAUGCUGUCAGGAAGCUCAGAUCCUUGAGGACAACUACCCAAGACGGUCUUCCGUUGCUACAGGGAGGAUGAGGAUUCGCCUGGUCCUGCUGUCAUUCCUGAGUGUGGCCCAGAGCCAUGCAGCCACAAGGCCCAACCUGGUCCUCCUGCUGGCUGACGACCUUGGCAUCGGAGAUCUUGGGUGCUAUGGAAACAAGACCCUCAGGACUCCCAAUAUUGACCGGUUGGCUGAAGGGGGCGUGAAGCUCACACAGCACCUGGCGGCAUCACCCCUGUGCACCCCGAGUAGGGCAGCCUUCAUGACAGGCCGCUACCCCAUCCGAUCAGGAAUGGCAUCUGAGUUCCUCGUGGGUGUGUAUCUCUUCUCGGCCUCAUCUGGAGGACUUCCCACCAGCGAGAUUACAUUUGCCAAGCUUCUCAAGGGUCAAGGCUAUUCAACAGCUCUCAUAGGGAAGUGGCACCUUGGGACGAACUGUCACAACAAAAGCGACUUUUGUCACCACCCAUUGAGCCAUGGCUUUGAUUAUUUCCAUGGGAUCCCUGUGACCAACCUAAGGGACUGCAAGCCCGGAGAAGGCAGUGUGUUCACCAGGGGUAUCAGGCUGCUGGUGUUCAUCCCUCUUCAGAUCAUAGCGGUCACUCUCCUCACCAUGGUGGUGCUCAAGUACCUGGGGCUGGUCCGAGUGCCCCCUCUGGUCUUCUUUGGCCUUCUCUGCCUGGCCGCCAUGAUACUGGGCCUUCUGGUGUGCUUCCUGCAUUACUUCCGGCCCCUGAACUGCUUCCUGAUGAGGAACCACGAGAUCACCCAGCAGCCUCUAUCCUACGACAACCUCAUGCAGAGGCUGGUGGCGGAUGCGGCCCAGUUCAUUCGACGGAAUGCCAAGAAGCCAUUCCUGCUGGUCCUGUCGUACCUUCACGUGCACACGGCCCUGUUCUCUUCCAAGGAGUUUGCCGGAAAAAGCAAACACGGAGCUUACGGGGAUGCCGUGGAGGAAAUGGACUGGAGCGUUGGUAGAAUGUUUUAUCUCGUUGAUGAGCAUUAGGUUUCAAAUAACAGGUUGCUUUAUUUUUCAACCAGGAGCAUGGCAAGGGUUCAAGAAGUCCUACCUCAAGGUGAAAUCACUUGUGGGGCAGGGGGUCGGGGAGGAGGGGGAAAAGCAAACAACUGGGAAGGGGGUAUCCGGGUUCCUGGCAUUCUUCGGUGGCCGGGAGUGAUACAGGCCGGACUAGAGAUUGACGAGCCAACAAGCAACAUGGACGUGUUUCCCACGGUGGCCACACUGGCGGGGGCUCCAUUGCCUGAGGACAGAAUCAUUGAUGGACGUGACCUGAUGCCCCUGCUUCAAGGGAAAACCCAACACUCCGAUCACGAGUUUCUCUUCCAUUACUGCAACUUCUACUUAAAUGCCGUGCGCUGGCAUCCUCGGAACAGCACGUCCAUCUGGAAGGCCUUCUUCUUCACGCCCAAGUUCAGCCCCGAGGGCGCCAACGGCUGCUUUUCCACACACGUGUGUUUCUGCCACGGGCAUUCUGUCAGCUACCAUCAUCCGCCGUUGCUGUUUGAUAUUUCCAGAGACCCCACAGAGAGAAACCCAGUGACGCCAGCGAACGAGCCCCGGUUCCAGGAGGUCCUCGACACCAUGCAGCAGGCAGUAGACCGUCACACCAAGACCCUGAAGGCGGUCCCCAAUCAGUUGUCACUGGGCAACAUUGUCUGGAAGCCGUGGCUUCAGAUGUGUUGCUCACCGUCAGGCCUGUCUUGCCAGUGUGACCGAGAAAAACAGGCCAGGAGAGCAAGCCACUAGCUGUACGUCCGGGGUGGCACUGGGCAGCCCCAGCCCUGUGGGAGCCUUGCUUUCUGGUGCGUUGGCCGCCAUGAUUCCCCUAGCCCCCAAAACAAGGGGAUAACACUGAAAAAGCAAUUAGUAAAUCUUCACAUAUGCAACUUACAAUGAGCAAAGGGCCAUGAAGUACAUGAUGCUAAGUUGCAGUUCGGCUCGUGGAAGGCAAUUAUUAUCGGUAUUAUUUAGAACACAUAUCAAAUGCUAUUCAUGAUAGAUAUACUUACAUACUCCCAGUUCAUUUCUUUCCUUGAGAAACCUGAGAUACUUAAACUAGGAAGCUAGAAGCUGAUCACUUUUAAAGUAAAAGCAGGAGAGGCUCACAGAUGGAUAUGUAUUGUUCAACAGACUUUGUGGGAAAUCCUUCCUUCAGGAGCAAUAAUCCCAAAACAAAUCUCUCCCGAAGGGAUUUCCGUUUUAUAAUUUAUAGUAUUAUAUUUGGGUUUUACUGAUUCUUCGGUGAAUGGAAAUUCUGAAAUAAAGGCUACCUCAGGGUGGGGUGGGGGGGCUGGAGUGAAAGGAAUCCAUCCCAACGUGAUGCAGAAUUACUGGCAUGGCACGUGGAUGAUUUGCGGGCAAAGCAUUCGUAAGCAAUCCAUGAUCCACACGUGAUGCUGUGAUGUGUUUCGUGGUUGCAGGAUUUACUGAUGAGACCAGAGGAGUUAACGUAAGCCCUUUUGUUCUGUGUUCUCAUGUCCUACGGCUACGAAAUCCCUAUGCCUCCAGUCCUCAGUGAGACGUACAACUUUGUUCUAAUUCUCUUUCUUCCGACAUCAAUAAUUAAGGGACAAGGCAUCACGAGGCCACACAGGCGAUGGACAGACAGUGGCUCAGCCGGAGAAGGGUCCUGAGUGUGAGCCCCCACUGUGGAAAGAGUGCACCCGGGUGGACAAGGCUUACAUCACUUGUUCAGACAGUAUACGUUCUCCAACAGCAUCGCGUGGAUUCCUUUCCUGGUCCGUGGACAGGAGCUGCUGUCCCUGUGGCUACCCAGUCAUGUCUUUUGUGAACGGGUCUCAGCACCGUCUGCUGGCCUCAUGUUGGCUCAGUUCCAGGAGAGGACAGCCACAUGGAAAGUCUGGAGCCUGGGUGGCUGAGUGGGAAGAAUGUGUGCUCUGUCCACGUUCCCACAGUGGGCUACACUUCUCUCUACUCGUCCCCCAUCAAUCACUUCCAAGAUCAGCGAUAGUGCCCUCGUUCCUCUUGACGUCCGUGAUUUUAGAUUUUGAUGUUUGUUUUCUUUCCCUUCAAACCUGCAAGUGAGUUUUCCUCCUCUCCCCAGUUGAGUGGCGGAAAGUUGGAAAGCAAACAGAAUUCUCAACUUUUCAUGUGGAUUUCACACUCCAGAAAUUGCCAAAAAUCUGUCGUAUUACUUUAGGAACCAUUAAAGAAUGCUCUAGCAUGUUAAUAACGUGUUAGGAUUAUUGCUGAUGUUACCAGGCAGAAACUACUUAAAACCUCUGUUAGGAACUUAGGUUUUCAGCUGAUCAUGUUUAUUCAAAGUUUAACACACUCCAUGCAAGUGGACUUUUAGACAGCGCUUGAUGGUGUGGGCAUGUAUGUUGGAGGAUGAAGUAAUUUAAAGCACUUUUACAGAUUAGGUGGAUACACAUUUAUGUACAGAGUUGUUCAGUCUGUACAAUGUUCGCAGCAAAUGAAGGAUACAUAUACCUCUAGAAAUAAAAUGAGCUCUCACAUAUUUGCCUCAGAAUAAGUUAAAUCACCAUUAUGAGUCAGGGUAUUUAAAAAUCAGGUUUAGUCAUAAUAACGGUGAUUCUUAGAUUUCAGACCACUUGCCAUCUGAAAGUUUUGCUUGGGGUGUACGGCAGGAAAUUUGAAUUCUUUUGUUCAGGGAACACCAAGCAGGCCUUCUUUACGACCUGGCUUUGUGUUUGUUGGUUUUACAAAGCUGUAUGAGCCUACUUGUUUUCAAAGAAUCUCAGUGGUAUUACGUACUAAGGUUUGUAUGUCCAAACCUUCCUGGGUUUUGAAGGUUUCAACAAAUUCUUCCGCAACAAAAUCACUACAUUCGUAGCAUUUCAUAGACAUGCCAAGCUAAGCAAACAGUAACGUGUAGACAGGCAUCGUUUUCCAAGGUCAGUGACGCUGUGUGAGAACCAGAAUCCCACCCUACGUCGUGAAGGAUUCAAGAAGGGAAACAGACAUUAGGUUGCCCUGAAGGACACACAGAGGAGAGCAGAGAAAAGAUGUGGGUCCAGUGUCUGGUCUGCCUCUGAAGAAUGCCACCUGUAAAGUGAUGGCAGCUGGUAAAGGAUUCUGAGAACCUUGUUCUAAUGCCCAUGCAAACUUAAAAUAAAACUCUCCUUGAAAGAAA